This is a messenger RNA of Xyrauchen texanus (razorback sucker), 773 nucleotides long. RefSeq names its product serine protease FAM111A-like. NCBI's taxonomy places the organism in Eukaryota, Metazoa, Chordata, Actinopteri, Cypriniformes, Catostomidae. The record is from RefSeq and is a predicted model, not a curated record.
UAUGAGCUUCGUUUGUCCCCAUCAGAGCAUCAACACACAUUUAGUCUGUUAAGGCCCAUAAAGGUAGCAUUUAAUUAUGAAUAUUCAAAAUCACAGGCAAUAGUACUGCGAUGCAAAAACGACCUUGCUGCUUACCGUUAUGAGAAAGACAAACAUAUUGAUUACGCUCUUCUUGAAUUGGAUAUUGAUGAAUCUAUUUCUGUUAACUGUUCUCAAUUGCUCAGAAAUUACAAACAUGCCCCUCCUAAUGCACCUCCUAAUAGUGGUGGGAUUUACAUUGUGGGACAUCCAGAUUGUGGGGAAAAAAUGGACCCCUGCUUCAUCAUUGAGAUUGAGAAUCGAUUACAGGCUAUAAAUAAUCACAUAUCUCAGAAUAGGUUAUAUCCAUAUGUGUCAUUGCAAUGUUGGCCUUAUCUUAAAGAAAACGACAUUACCUAUGACACUUGUUUCUUUCAUGGAUCUUCUGGCUCCCCAGUUUUUGAUGAAUACUGCUAUCUGAUUGGUAUGCACACUGGUGGAUUUGAUUACAAAGAAGGUGAUAUAACCAGAAGUGUUAUAGAAUUUGCCUAUUCCAUGCAGUCCAUCCUAGAAAGUCUCAAAAAUGAGGUCAAGACAAAGAGACCUGACAUCUUAAACUUACUUUCUGAAUUUGAAUUUAUGAAAGAACUCCCUGAGGAAACUGAGGGUGCACGUGGAGCAAACAUGCCCAUGGAGGAACAAUUCCAGAAUCAAGAAGAUGUGAAAAUGGAAAUAGAUUAAAAGGACAUUGGGGU